Messenger RNA from Funneliformis caledonium, 2166 nucleotides. Lineage: Eukaryota; Fungi; Glomeromycota; Glomeromycetes; Glomerales; Glomeraceae. The record is from the annotation of a GenBank genome assembly.
AUGGCUGGAUUUUCGGAUUUUAGCUGUGUAAUUGACGAUAUUGUGAUAUUAAAUUUCGAAAUUAAUACAACUCAGUAUAGGAAAAAUCAAGAAUUUGUAAAGAACAUCUUAAGAAUACAGAUCAUGGCUACGUUUUAUAACAAAUUAACAACUGAUAAAGGAUCUUUUCCAUUGAUUGUAUUGACAUUUUCCCAUUUUGUAAUGAUUGAGCAACAUGUUGGUGAAAUCAUAAAUGAUUAUGAAAAUCGGCCACCACCGCAAGGGAAUCACUCGCCGCCAUGGACUGGAUCAGACACGAGUAAAUUCAGCAAAGUCAUCGGAUCAACUGUCGCCGCCAUGGACUGGAUCAGACACGAACAAUUGUUAGUCAUCAAACAACUCAUAACUUCACCGCCAUGGACUGGAUCAGACAUGAAGCUAUGGCGUCUCCUUGGUAAACAAGGGAAGUUCUCGCCGCCAAGGACUGGACCAGACACGAGAAACUUCGGCAUAGUUGUACCCUCGUUAUUUUCCCAAUUUGCGGUCAUGACAGCAGUACUUAGAAGUAUUAAAUUCUUGGAUUUUAGAGCUUCUGAGGAAUAUGAUAUCUGUACUUACUUUAAGAGGGUGGAAGCUAAAUAUUGGCAGCUGAAACAUUACUUAAGUUUUCGUCUGAAAAACGAUGAUACAAUUUUACCGUGGUCAGCCGUUUACGAUUUGCUUGAUAUCUGUGAAACUUUCGAGGGUUCCACUGUACGAAAAGACUGUGAGAAGUUUUAUAACGAUUUCUAUCAACUUAAUCUUGACAAGCACGCUGAAAAGAAUUCUGUCGAGAGAAUUCGGUUACUCGAUUCAGCAAUAUUUUCAGAACGUAAUUAUUCAGUAUUCUUACAAACAGCGUUCAAUAAACGAAUAAGAGAAGAAGCUUCGUCGUCUGAUGAAAAACGAAUUCGUCACGAAGAACCUGAAUUGGCUUGUAUUAAAUCCAGUCGAGAGGAAGACAAGCAAGAGAAGAUCGAAAAUGAUGAGAUUCUCAAUUCUCCGCGUGUUGUAACUCUUCAUAUUGCCACUCCAGCUUCUCCGACUCCUCAAUUUACACAGGCUCAACGCAACGAUCUUGAAUAUGAUAAUGAUGUUGAUGAGACAGAGGAACUUCUACCUCUCGAUCAUAUUGAAGAUAGUUGGAUAACAAAAAAACUAGCCAAAGUUAAAAAGGGAAUUGCGAGAUACAACAUAAUUUUUUUACCGGAAUGUAACAGAAAUGAUCAAUUAAGGUCCAAGUUUUCCGAUGACGAAUGGUCAGAUUUUGAGGAAUUUUUUUUUAAAAAAGAGGAAGAAAUCGCAAAAAAAGUCUUCCCAUCACUUAGCAAAGUGGAAAUUAUCUUAAAUAGGUACCGGGAAGCCAUAAUAAAUGCAAGUGAGGACGGAUACAUCGAUUUAGAUAGAAUUGAUGUUAUCUACGAUUAUCCGAAUGGAUAUAAAUUUAGAAAAAAUUGGCUUGAAAGAUGGGUAGAUAAUGUCUACCAAAAAUUCUUGACAUGCUUUCACAUACCUAAAAAUGUCCUUAACGAAAGAUUCACAAGCGAAUACCAGUAUAGAAGUUGUGGCGAAGUAGAAAACAAACAUCGAAAAGUGCAACUGGAUUUGUCGAAGAAUCCUGGCGAUCGAAAGUCUGUCGGAUGGUAUCAUGAUGGUGUACUCUCAACCAAUGUUAAUGGAAUUGAAGUAUAUGUUGGGUUUUUAGAAGUUACCGGAAAUGCUGUGGUAACCGAUCAUACUAAAUUUCUGGGGGAUCUGAAGAAAAUGUUAAAGGCAAUGCGUUUGGCUUUUCAUGAGCUUCAGAAAACUUUAUAUAAUGAUGGAAUUGUUGAUAAAAAAGACGAAAAUAUAGCUGACAGUUUAGAAAUUUUCGGAAUUCUCGUGGAUAGAAAAGAUUUCUGUUUCUACACUAUGCAUCAUCAUAAUGGAAUAUAUUUGGUAGACGAAAUCAACGUUUCUUUUAUAAUACCAGAUACUCCUAUACAAUUGUAUAUGGUAAAGGAGAUUAUAGAAAAAUUGUUAACAUUUAGAGCUCGUAUUGAAAAAUUAAACACUCGAAUUAAGGAGCUUUCAAGCAUUAGAAUAACACGACGACCACGUCGAAUAACACCUGCGGUUGAUGCGACACCAAAAUUAUUAUUUACUUAA